AUCGUUUGUUUAACCAUAACAAUCGUAAUUUUUUAUGUGUAAUUUGAAUUAUUUUCAAGUUUAUUCUUCUCUCAAUCAUGAAUUGUUUGCGAAGUAAAGUCUUUCUAAAUAUUGGCCUUAUGAUCAAGCCUACUAGAUUUUCAACAAGUGUCAAUGAGAAACUCGAAGGCUGUUUAAGUGAUGUCACCGUCCUCGACUUGACCAGAAUUCUGGCCGGACCUUUUUGUACAAUGUUACUUUCGGAUUUAGGUGCUAAAGUAAUUAAAGUUGAAAAACCAGGUAAAGGUGACGAAACCCGAGGUUGGGGUCCACCUUUUGUUAAUGGAGAUUCUACUUAUUAUUUGUCCAUCAAUCGCAAUAAAAAGAGUAUCGCGAUUGACUUUAAAAGAUCAGAGGGUUUGAAGAUAUUGGAAAAGUUGGUCGCCUCAAGUGACAUUUUCAUCGAGAAUUAUAUUCCUGGUAAAUUGAAUUCCAUGGGACUUGGUUACGAUGAUUUGAAUAAAAUUAAUCCGAAAAUAAUUUACUGUUCAAUCAGUGGUUUUGGUCCUACAGGUCCAUAUGCUAAACGAGCUGGUUUCGAUGUGAUCGCCGCUUCAAUGGGUGGACUUUUAGCCAUAACGGGACCCGAAGGUGGUGAACCUUGUAAAGUUGGUGUCGCCAUGUCCGAUCUAAGCACUGGCCUUUAUGCUCAUGGUGCUAUUCUUGCCGCUCUUCACCAAAGAUCAAUCACUGGUCUUGGAAUGAAAAUCGAUUGUAAUUUACUGUCAACCACAGUCUCAAUUCUUGCCAAUCUCGGAGUGGGCUACCUUAAUUCGGAUAAUUCUCGAAGAGGAACUGCCCAUGAAACUGUUGUACCUUACCAAUCUUACGAAUGUGCCGAUGGUAAACAUAUCACUCUUUGCGCUGGUUCCGAUAAAAUGUUUCAUUCCAUUUGCCGUGUGAUCUUUUCUCCCGCUGAAGCUGAAAAAAUUAUCAAUGAUCCAAAGUACACUGAUAAUGCAAAUCGUAAUGCUAAUCGUUUGGAGCUUAACAAACUAAUCACAAAAGGUUUAAGUGCUAAACCAAUGCAAGAAUGGUUGAAACACUUUGAAGGUUCAGGAAUCUCUUAUGGGCCAGUUAAUGAACUAGACGAUGUCUUCGAGGAUCCUCAAGUGAUCCACAAUCAAUCAGUAAUUUCAGUGGACCACAACAAAGGAGGAAAGAUCAAAUUACUUGGUCCAGCGGUCAAAUAUCAACCAUUAGCGUCCAAUUUGUCAGCCUUUCGAAGCGAAAUGAAAUCGCCACCCGAUGUUGGUGAGCACGAUGAAGUGCUACAACAAUUGGGCUACAACAAUGAGACCAUUGAACAAUUAAAGGAGAAAAUUAUCCAAUGUUAAUCUUAAACGUGAUGAACAUGAAAAUUGAACGCAAAGUAAUUUUAAAUUGUAAAUUUUAUUUCAAAUGUAAACUAGAAAACUAAUAUGACCAAUCCAGAAAAAGUGAUUCUGUUAUUUUUUAAUUUAAUUCUAAUGAUAUUUUUAUUAUCAAUUGCGAAUUAUUU
Panonychus citri (citrus red mite) is the source of this 1540-nucleotide messenger RNA. RefSeq names its product succinate--hydroxymethylglutarate CoA-transferase-like. Gene Ontology annotation, molecular function: catalytic activity. The record is from RefSeq and is a predicted model, not a curated record. Lineage: Eukaryota; Metazoa; Arthropoda; Arachnida; Trombidiformes; Tetranychidae.